UUUGACCGGCUUCUCGGAGGCUCAGACACAAUGAACCGUCAGACAGAGAGGGGCACGCAUGUUGGACCCGCCGUGCUAGCACGAUUUUAGCACAUUAAUACUCUCAUUCGUGCCUUUUCUUUUAAUUGACUUCCUUGUUUUUUAAACUGCUGGUACAAUGUGUGGCUGUAGCGAGGCGUAGCUGGAAGCGGUCGGUUCGUCGAGUUUGAUGAAAACGAGGUCGGGCUCAGGCUGCCGUUAGCCCCUCCUGGUGGAUUUUUUUUCUUUCUUUUUUUCUUUUCUUUCUAAAGCCAACCAAACUCAGCAGAUAACGAUGUCGUUGACUGCCUCAUCUGAUUACUUCGCCGCCGAGUGUCUGGUUUCGAUAUCCAGCGGUCCCGUUCUGCACAGACCCACCCCGGUCGCCCCCGCCAGCCAGCCUGCCACGGUGGGCCUGCUCCCCGGGGAGCCCGACGGGUCGAGUGAGGACAGGGAAGUGCGGGAGACGCUGAGGCUGGAGGGAGCCAGCAUGAUGGCGGUGGCCGGGAUCCUCACCGACCUGCACGGCAAGUUCCGCCCCAUGUCGGCCUACUCGGAGAGCAGCAACUCCUCCUGCGGCGGGGAGAGCGGCUACACCACGUUGUCCGACCCGACCACCCCUACCAUGACCCCCUCCGCCACCCCGAUCCCCGGACAGCAGCAGCAGCUCCGGGGGGGAGGAGGGGGCGGCGGCAGCGUGGGCCCCCCUCGGUCCCCGGUGAAGCGACAUCAGUGCACUUUUGACGGAUGCAACAGAGUUUACGGGAAAUCGUCGCACCUGAAGGCGCACAUCCGGACACACACAGGUGAGCGGCCCUUCCCCUGCACCUGGCCCGACUGCGACAAGAAGUUCGCCCGCUCCGACGAGCUGGCCCGCCACACCCGCACCCACACCGGCGAGAAGCGCUUCCUGUGCCCACUCUGCGACAAGCGCUUCAUGCGCAGCGACCACCUGAUCAAGCACGCCCGCCGCCACCCCGACUUCCAGCCGUCGAUGCUGGGCCGCAGCAAGGCCGCGUCCUCCGCCUCUACCCACGCCGUGCACGUUUAGGACGGAUUAGGUGUGUGGUCUCCUGCACUCAGAGUUUGCGGGACGGGGCGGCAGUCUGAAGUUAACCAGCUACAAUCAGAUCCACUGAUUCGGAUUCAGCAUUGCUGUGUAAAAUAAAUGUGCACACUUGAAUUCAUACACAAACACACACAGGGUUGGGUGUUUUUCAUCCACAGUUGCUAUGUGGCCACUAAAUACCUGUUCAAUUUAAGUCGUUUUUAAAAAAAAAAAAAGAGACCAAUAUGCGUAGGAAUCGGAGACUGACUGAGAAAUGUGCUUUGUGAUUCACCUUAUCGUUUCCUGAAAGCAGAACUGGACCUGCUGUGCUUUCAUCGGGGUCGGCGCACGAGUGUGACGUUUACAGUUUGUUUGGGAGCAGCUAACGUUCAGAAGUUCUCCUAAAACUUCUCUAAAGACAGCAGUGAGCUGGUAAAAUGUCAUCACCUCCUCACCACCUGUAAAUCCAAGACACGUUUUAUGCAAGUGCAUUGACUCCGAUGGCAGCAGAAGUGAGAAUAUCCUGUGAGACAUUGAUUUUCAGAUAAUAACCAAAAGCUCAGUUCAUUGUUGGUCUCUCUGUUGAUAAAAUAGCGGGUAAAUCAAGGUACUUCGUCCUUCUCUCAGACUUUAACGUAAGAAAUGUUGAGCUGCCCAUUAACAUGAUUUUCCUUGAACCAAAAAGAGUCACAGGUUGCUUCAGAUGCUUUAUGUUUAUAUGUUUGAUUUUCUCUCAGAGCAAUUCAUGUUGCACUCCAGGAUUGGAUAGGAGCCUGAAACAUGAAGCAGAUUUCAUCUGAUGUGAAAGAAGCCCAACCCUAAACAGGAACUCACAGUGGUGAGCCGUGACACUCAGACUGCAGGGAUUUUACACAUUUUCUGUUAGAAAAAGAAAAACUGUGCACAGUCAUCAUCAGCCAAAAGUCCUCUGGUUUCUUGUGGUUAAUUUCUAGAUUGUUGUGCUCCUUCAGUAUCAUUUAUUUGCCAGAAGUAGCACAAUUUUGUGAUAUUAGAUAGCGAAGCAGUUUUUAUUUUAAAUCUUUUUUUUUUUUGUUUGUUUGUUUGUUUUAGCUUUGCUGAUUCUACAUUUUAGUGGUGAAACAUUCCUUCAUUUUUAUUAUAUUAGCACCCGACGCUAAAUUUUCCCAAAUAUCUUUUUCCAGCAUACCCAAUUGAACUGUAGAGCAUUGCUUUUUGCCAGACGAUGGAUCAAAUUUUACUGUGGUAGACCUGUUUGCACGCCAUCCUCAAGGCAAGAUUAGUUUUCAUCCAUUAAAUGGUGACACAUAAUACACGGCAGUAUUAUGUCUAAAAUUGAUGCAAAUGUAUAUAAGCUUUAUGCUUUCAAUGUAGAAAAAUGGUAAUGCUACUAGGAGCAGAAUUAAUACGUGAUGAAUCGUAGUCCUUAUAUUAGGGGUAAAGUUAUACGCUUGAUAGGAUGGCAUUGCCUGUGAGUGUUGGUGUGUGUGUGUGUGUGUGUGUGUGUGUGUGUGCGUGUGUGUGUGUGUGCGCGUUUUGUUUUUUUUAUAUAUAUAUUUUUUAGUGACAGAACUGGGAACAGUGUAUGCAAUGGUAUCUCGAUAUUUGAGGAGUUUUGGGGGAAGAUUAGUCUUUAUGAAAAGCGCUGGCUGAGUGGAAAUGGGCGGCGGAGAUCAGCUGUGCCAGUGGCAUUUCUGUCAAAAAAACAAAAAAAAAAAAACCCAAUAAGCAUCUGAUUGUUUUCACCUCAGAUGUGGUGAAGCAUUCAGGAAGAGGGUAUUGGCAGCAUUAAUCACGGCUCUGUUCUGUUUUUUUUUUUUUUUUGUCUCACUAAACCUGACUCAGCCAGUCGUGAUAUUGGUCGAACUGUAUCUGAAGGAUACAAGGUUUUUGAUGACCCCCCCCUCCCCUCUCUGAAAAACCCAUUUCUUCAGGAUUGAUCUGCUUUGAAAAAGCCACUUUUCCAACAACCAGCCUCAAGUGCUUGUAAUUUGACUCCAGACUCCCGCUUUUUCUAGACGGCUGUCAGUCUGUACAGACCAGUUGAAAACUGAGCUGCCUGCAGUCUGGGCCUUCCCCUCAAUGAAGGAGCGUAAAGAUUUGUCCUUAUUUUAAUAUAAAAUCCAAGCAUCGCAUCUAUGAGAGAAAAUGUCGGCAUCGCAGGUCCCCGUUCAGACUGGCGCCUGUCCAAACAUCCCCUAAAAAGAAAAGAAAAAAGGUCUUGUAUAACAGGAACUGCCCCUUGAAGAAGAACUUCCUUUUUUUAACCAAAUUAAACAAACCUCAAGUAAAUUGUGUAUUUUAGAUCUAUUUACAUCCCGUGUCCAGGUGUGAUCCUAGAGAGCUUGAUUGAUGUUUUUGUAGUGUUUCCACACUGUUUGUACCGCUCAUGGACAUAUUCCUUUAUCUCAGUGAACAACACCUCUUCAGGAAACUCUGAAAGCCUUAAAACUAUGUCAUAACUACUUUGCACCAUGUUUACAGUUGAUCAUCAGAUAGGUAUAUAUAUAUCGACGCCCUCCUGCAGGCGCAUUACACAGACUCAUUAUGCAAUACCGCACUUUUUUUCUUACAGGUGUGUUUGGCUGAAUAGUGUGACGGCUAGCACUGUUACUCUGUCUCUACAUGGGAGCACUGUGGAACUUUGCUGAUGUGUUGAUAACCAAUGGUUUGCAAAAAGAAAAAAAAAAAAGAAGGAAAAACUGCCUUUUCUAAGUGCUUUAGAAAACGUGUUAACAGAACUUGGUGUUAGUUGCUUUCUUUUUUUUAUUGUUUCCUCAGUUAUCCAGGUCGUCUGUCGUGGACUCUGUCUCGUUUUCACUGUACUGACUUGUUCAUCUCCUCUGCACUAAGCUCAGCCAGAACAAAUGCAGACGUCUUCCUCCUCCUUGUCGAGCAGCUUUUCUCACUGCAGCUUCGGUUUUCCUCUCCGUGCUCGUCUCCUCUCUGUUUGGAGUUUUCGGUUGCUGCUGGCAGUAGCCUCCAACACGGGCCGUCUUCACACACUGUACUCUUUCAGACGGGAAUAUUCUGCUUCCAUCUCUCCUCACUGAUGGAAGUGUCGCGGACUCUCAAUGCUAUUUCAACAAAAUAGACCAGAACAUACCUCACAUUUUCUUAUUUUCUUUUUUUUUUUUUUUUUUCUUUUUUUUUGCAGUGUCUGUACAAAAUCCAUCCAACUUUUUUUUUUUUUCCGAAAUUCAUGUAAAGCCGCCGGGCCUUGGAUUUCUGGAUUUCUGAGUUUUGAUUCUAUCAGGUAGCUGAUCUGUCAUGUACCCUUGUCCUUACUGAUUCUAUAUGCAAACUUCACUACUACCUGUGUCGCAGCAGAAACUCUCCUUUUUGCCUCAACGAGCCUCUGUUGCUCCUGGGAGGUGGUAACUUCCUGUUCUCUAUGAUUCCUGCGCCAGAUGUCUUUAAAGGCCCUGCUGUGGCUCCGACGUGCAGAGGUAGACGAGGGGGCAUCGGGGAAAAAGAAAAGUUAAAAAAAGAAGGAAAAAAAAAAAAAGAAACCCACAGUACAAAUAUGUGUAGACUGUCAACUCACUGAACACGUCGUUUGAAAAAGCUCAGUCCAAAUCUCUCUGUUCAUAUCACUGAAUGUGGCACGACGGCGGCUGAGCAGAGUUAGUCCUGCGCCGCCGCCGCGUCGAGGAAGAAGAAAAGCGAUAAUUGGUCUCGUCACCACACUAAUUCAGAUAUGCACAUUGUACAGAAGUGGAUGUUUUGUUUUAAUUGCUUACAUGAUGUAAUUUUAAAAUCCUCCUAUUGGAGCUUUAGCCGAGGUAAAUAGGAGGAGCUGUGGAACUAAAUAAUUGCAACAAGCUGUUUUGAUAUUUAUAUUCUCAGGUGUCUUAAAAUUUGAGCAUCGGGGUUUCAAUAUUUCCUGUGCAACACCGAAGUACAAGCAUGUUUUUAUUUCUUUUGUUGUGCUGAUUAAUUUAUUACGUAUCAAACAAGACAACAUAUGGAUUGUGUGGUUUAACUAUUCUUUUCAUAACUCAUUUUGUGAUAUGGAACAGUACUAAUAUUAAAUGGUUCCAGUGUUUGCUUGACCAGUGCUUUUCUUUUUUUUUUUAUAUAUAUAAAAAUGAAUAAAAACUUGCUACGUUUACUGCU
Messenger RNA from Salarias fasciatus (jewelled blenny), 5164 nucleotides. RefSeq names its product Krueppel-like factor 9. The record is from RefSeq and is a predicted model, not a curated record. Gene Ontology annotation, biological process: regulation of transcription by RNA polymerase II. Gene Ontology annotation, molecular function: DNA-binding transcription factor activity, RNA polymerase II-specific; RNA polymerase II cis-regulatory region sequence-specific DNA binding. NCBI's taxonomy places the organism in Eukaryota, Metazoa, Chordata, Actinopteri, Blenniiformes, Blenniidae. The transcript has 2 exons. Bases 314 to 1069 code for a protein of 251 amino acids.